GCGCCAAAAGGAUUGCUGAGUGACAUGGAAGGUCGUGGUGGUUAUUUACCGAACAGCGGCGACUACUUCGAGGUCGAAUAUUUGCCAACGCUACCGGAUCGAGAACAGUUUGAGAAGGGGCCACAGGUGUCGGCUGGUAAGAAAGAUGACGAGAGUCAUCAUAGUAGUACUAAGGACGAAGAGCUACAUGAUCGAGGAGCAGUAUUUGCAGCACCCAAGAACAAACUGCAAGAGAAGCCACGCAAAACGAAGAAUCUGCUGGUAGUAGUUCAGCAAAGGAUGGCCCGAGUGAUGAUUGCGUGAAAGUAGAC
Molecule: messenger RNA, 311 nt
Organism: Amoebophrya sp. A25
Lineage: Eukaryota; Dinophyceae; Syndiniales; Amoebophryaceae
Source: the annotation of a GenBank genome assembly